GACUCAGAAGACAUAAAUCUACAGCUUUUGUUAUUGUACUAGAACCAAAUAACUGCAUAAAGAUGCAAUUCUGCCAGGAAUUUCAUUCGGAGAUAACAUCUUACAUGUUUCGUCACUCGUCUGAAUCUGAAAAUUGUGAUAUGCGCAUAAAAUGCUUUGGUGUUUUGGUGUGCUUCUUUCUAAGUACUAUCUACAACGGUGUUUCUGGUGUUGCUCUUGGUGUUCUUGUUGUUGUAGCUAUUUCUCAUACCCUUGGGUAUCUAUUCAUCCUCUUUUUGUUUUUAUUAUCCUUUUCUGGCGCUUCGACUGGCUUCGCCCAGUAAGUGUUUAAGAACUUGUUUCUCCUAUUCCCUAGAUAAGUAAGACUUGAUGAGUUCCAUAUUGCCUUGAUGUGGUGGUCCCUGUUACCAAGAGCUUGCUUUACCAUUUCAUACGGCCGGGUUCCUUAGGGUACCAGGGCUAUAUUACUAACAGUUUUUUUGGUGUUCUCAACUUGUUGUAUCAUCAAAGACACUUACAUACGUUGGUUUUGAAUCAGCAGUGUUUGUGUAUCGC
This is a messenger RNA of Gilbertella persicaria, 555 nucleotides long. RefSeq lists its product as uncharacterized. The record is from RefSeq and is a predicted model, not a curated record. The transcript has 3 exons. Bases 63 to 323 code for a protein of 86 amino acids. Lineage: Eukaryota; Fungi; Mucoromycota; Mucoromycetes; Mucorales; Choanephoraceae.